AUGGCCAGCCUCAACUCUUUCAUCUACGUUAUCAUAUAUGGAGUCGUGCCGGUGCUAGCCUUGCUGGUGGUUUAUCAGCUCAACUUCCACCCACUGAGCAAAUUUCCUGGGCCAUUUUGGGCGAAGAUCACUGAUGCCUACGGGGGCAUAAACGCUAUUGGAAAGCGGGCUCAUCUCGCCACUCAUCACAACCACUUGAAAUAUGGCCCCGUUUUCCGUCAAGCCCCGAACCGGCUCAUGUUCAACUCGGUUGGCGCGCUGCAAGAUAUCUUUCUCAACCCUGGAGUCACGAAGGGCCAGGCGUACGUUGACUCUCGCCUGGUGCCAAGUCCUAGUCUCUUUGACACGCUGGACCAGGCGGAGCACGGCCGCAAGCAACGCAUUAUUUGGAAGGUGACCUCGGAGCUUUCUAUGCGCUCGUUUGAACCAGAGAUGAGGUCUCAAGUGGAUAUCUUCCUCUUGCAGCUCCUCAAAUCGGCCCAAAAGGGCGAGGUGGUAGACGUUUCGCCGCGGUUCUCACGUCUCGCGGCUGAUGUCAUAUCCUCCCUUGGCUUUGGCAUUCCUCUGCGCACUCAGACAGAAGAGACGAACCGCCAACUCCUAGACGCCUUUGGACAGGUCACCAGCCGUAUCGCCUUGUACAUGAACUGGCCGUCCACCUCGAAGCUUCUGGACCCCCUUAUCGCGUGGUUGGCCCACAAGGCCUCUGAAGACUUCCGCAAGUCCAUCCAGAAUAUGGUUGAGGCUCGCAUGGCCUUGGGAAAAGAUGCGAAGCACGACUUGUACAAACUGGCUCUGAGCGACAAGAAAGGCAGCGAGGAGGGCUUACUCGAAAGUGAGCUCUGGGCCGAGGCGGUUUUCUUCAUCACAGCUGGUGGUGCAACAACUUCAGCACUCAUGAGUGCAGUGCUCUUCUAUCUUUCACGGAAUCCUGAAAUCUACCGCAGGCUUGUCUCUGAGAUUCGGACCACAUUCUCUUCUGGCAACGACAUCCAAGGCGGUCCUAACCUGACAAGCUGUAAAUACCUCCGAGCUGUGAUCAAUGAAACGCUGAGGAUGUCCCCUUCAUCUAUUGGCACAUUGUGGCGCCAGCAGGAUCUCACAUUACCUUCUCAGGCUGGUAAGCCUUUUGUUGUUGAUGGGCACGUGGUUCCACCAGGGACUAUGGUUGGACUUAGCCCGUACAGCCUCCUGCACAACGAGAAGUACUUUCCGGAGCCGUUCGUCUUCCGGCCUGAGCGGCACUUGGAAGGUGAGAGCGGUAGUGAAGGUAAUAAUAUGCGUGCCUUUGCACCCUUUGCCGUUGGGAGUAGGAGCUGUGGGGGAAGAGCUGUGGCGUAUCUGGAGGCAAGUCUGGCAAUUGCGAAGACAGUCUGGUACUUUGACUUCGACAGGGCCCCAGGUACAGCCGAUGCUCUCGGCGAAGGCGGCCCGGGCAUGGGCAUUGGGAGGGAAAGGAAGACCGAAUUCCAGGUACACGAUGUCAUCACAGCUGAGCAUCAUGGGCCUAAUUUAGUGUUCAAGCCUAGAGGGGAGUGUUGGAAAGAGUUGGCUGAGAGAGUACGCGUGGACUAG
Molecule: messenger RNA, 1575 nt
Organism: Diaporthe batatas
Lineage: Eukaryota; Fungi; Ascomycota; Sordariomycetes; Diaporthales; Diaporthaceae
Exons: 6
Coding region: 1-1575 (524 amino acids)
Molecular function (GO): heme binding; monooxygenase activity; iron ion binding
Source: RefSeq, a predicted model, not a curated record